Messenger RNA from Lodderomyces elongisporus, 909 nucleotides. RefSeq names its product exosome non-catalytic core subunit (gene RRP40). Bases 1 to 909 code for a protein of 302 amino acids. The transcript has a single exon. Gene Ontology annotation, cellular component: nuclear exosome (RNase complex); cytoplasmic exosome (RNase complex). Lineage: Eukaryota; Fungi; Ascomycota; Pichiomycetes; Serinales; Debaryomycetaceae. Gene Ontology annotation, molecular function: RNA binding. The record is from RefSeq and is a predicted model, not a curated record. Gene Ontology annotation, biological process: exonucleolytic trimming to generate mature 3'-end of 5.8S rRNA from tricistronic rRNA transcript (SSU-rRNA, 5.8S rRNA, LSU-rRNA); U4 snRNA 3'-end processing; nuclear polyadenylation-dependent rRNA catabolic process.
AUGACUGCAAUAAUUGUUCCAGGAGAUAGUCUUCCUAUAAAAAACAAUACUUCAGUUUCAGAGUCAACAACUGCAGCUGCUGAUGCUGCAGGGGCAGGAGCAGGAGCAGGGGCUGCCACUAAAAUUGGUCCAGGAAUUUACAAAAUGCCACGUCUGCAGCAUCUUAUACCAUCCACAUCGGGCAUUCUACAUCACCAGUAUCAGAGCAAUAAGAAUAACGCAGAACUUGUGUAUAUUGAAUCAGACACUAAGCGGUAUAUUCCUCGCAACAAUGAUUUUGUCGUUGGAACCGUUGUAGGAUCGGUGGGCGAUUUUUACAAGGUUCAACUUCAACAGUUUUCAUCACCGGUUUUAUUGCCAUUCAUGGCGUUUCCCAGUGCAACAAAAAAGAAUCGACCCAACUUGAAUAUUGGUCAAUGUGUUUAUGCUCGAGUGAUAAAUGAUGAUAAUGACUCUACGUUUGAGACAGAGUUGAGUUGUACAGAUGCCAUGAACUCAAGAGAGUCUGGUGGGUUUGGUGUGCUUGGUGAGCUGGGGUUUGUCUUUGAUUUGAAAUUGGCUUUUGCAAGAGAAUUGUUAUAUAAUGCCAAACUGAAUGUAUUAUCAACAUUGGCCACGCGCGUGCAAUUUGAAAUUGCCGUUGGGAUAAAUGGACGUGUAUGGAUUAAAUGUGGAGAGGGAGUUAUCGAAGAGAAAAAGAGAAACAAGAAUGAAGAAACCGAUGGAGAUGUCAAGAUGAGAAGUGCUGAUGGGGGCGAUGACGAUAAUGAUAGUGUAGAGGGAUUAAGGAGUCGAAAUUUAAAGAAUUUAAGAAACACGCUUGCUGCAGUAGAGUUUUUGAAAAAAUGUGAAAAAGUUGAACCUGAACAAGUUUCAAAUGAAUUGAAAAAGGCUUUUAAAGGGAUAUAA